This is a messenger RNA of Nymphaea colorata (pocket water lily), 1715 nucleotides long. Its product is annotated as protein REVERSION-TO-ETHYLENE SENSITIVITY1. NCBI's taxonomy places the organism in Eukaryota, Viridiplantae, Streptophyta, Magnoliopsida, Nymphaeales, Nymphaeaceae. Bases 608 to 1309 code for a protein of 233 amino acids. The record is from RefSeq and is a predicted model, not a curated record. Gene Ontology annotation, cellular component: endoplasmic reticulum; Golgi apparatus. Gene Ontology annotation, biological process: regulation of ethylene-activated signaling pathway; response to ethylene. The transcript is spliced from 3 exons.
UGGAUUCGAGCACGAGUGUGACUGUGAAUAACCUGGAAUUUUAGCGGUGGGUUUUGGCGGAAGAAAUGGGAAGUCAGCGGCCUUUGCCUAGAUCACUGGAAGGAAGGGAAGAAGUGUUGCUUUUGCCCCUUUCCUUCCUGGUUUUUCUUUUUUAAUAAUUAGCUGGAGAAGGAAGAACUGUCAACUGAGGAAGCUGAUUGGGCUUCUAUAUAUCUCUCUCCCUCUCUCACACACACACAGACUCAAUUUGGUUGUCUAGUGGGAGGGUGGGGAACGAGAACAUUCGGGAAAGGCAGAUGGCGAUGACCGAUGAAGUGUUGUGACUUUCAAAGGCAUCGGAAGAAACGAACUACUUAUCUAGGAGACAAGGUGGUCAUCCCUCAAAAUCAAGAACAGAGAGGAGGAAGAAGACGGAGAAGGAGAGAGAAAAAGGGAGAAGGAACCGAGCAUCUGAUGUGGGGGUCAUUGCCAAGUUUUCCUGUUGGUAAAAGUGCAUCAGUAAGUAAAAUAUCGUGAUCCAGAUUCGAAUGGAAAUAUAAAUUACUUUAUCACUGAUUUGAAAGUUGAAGCCUGUAUGACCUGAGGUCUUUAAUCAGAAAAGUUAGUAAUGGAACUAACUGAUAAUACUGUUUCUGAGAAUCCACAUCAAAGAAUGCUUGACGAGAAGUGGCCACUCCCCCCCAUGGAUCCUAAAAGAGCCAGAUUUCCGUGCUGCAUAGUCUGGACUCCUCUUCCUAUAGUCUCUUGGUUGGCUCCUUUUAUUGGACAUGUCGGUAUAGCGAAAGAGGAUGGGACCAUAUUGGACUUUGCAGGUUCCAAUUUUGUUAAUGUGGACAAUUUUGCAUUUGGUGCAGUGGCAAGGUACAUCCAACUUGAUAGAGAAAAGUGUUGCUUCCCACCUCACUUGGCUGCGCAUACAUGCAAAAACAACUAUGAGCAUGCGGAGUAUGGGACAGCCCUUACAUGGGAUGAUGCGUUGCGCUCAAGUACACAAAAUUUCCAGCACAAAUCCUACAACCUCUUCACGUGUAACUGCCAUUCUUUUGUGGCCAACUGUCUCAACCGCUUCUCAUAUGGGGGAACCAUGCGAUGGAACAUUGUCAAUUUGGCAGUCCUCAUCUUGUUCAAGGGCAAGUGGGUCAACCAUGGUGCAGUUGUCCGGUCCUUUCUGCCCUUUAUUGUGGUGCUCUGUGCGGGGAUUAUAGUGGCUGGCUGGCCAACUGUGAUUGGUUUGGCAUCUUUCUCUCUUCUUCUCAUUGGUUGGUUUGUUUUUGUUAGCUACUUCGCCAAGAAUUUGAUUGAAGUAUAGGCAUUGCGUCAUUGUAGGCUAGAUGAGAUUCAUACUCUCUUUGGCUCUCGUUGCAUGUUAGUGUGAUCAUCCAGAUGUCCAAAUGAGAAAUCGGCAAGUUUGUUUCAAUAUUUUACAAGUCAGGACUCCAAUUUAUAUUGCUGUAAAUUUUGUCUUUAUCUUCGAUAUCCUUGUUCGAAGACAGUUUCAGGCUAAAAUUCGUGGAUGCACUUGUGCAACUUCUUAUUUACCUGUUCAUGUCUGUCACAUGGACCACGGCUCAGAUUUUCAUGUCUGUCAACCACGGUAGGAUUUACAUGCUGAGUGGUACAUAUUUGAUCUAAGGCUAAUGUAACUUUUAUCUGCAUUGAAAAAUAGUUAGGGGUACAAACUCCAUUAAGGCUAAUGAAAUCAAUCUCUCUCUCUC